CAUUGGUACGAAUUUAGCAAGGAAGUGAUGCCAGAUAUUUUUCAAAUAAAUUAUGUGUAUUUAAGAAGAAAGUAGCUUAUUUAUUAGUGAAUUUAAAAGUAUUCAAGUAGAUUUCAAGUAUUUUUACGUUAAGAAUACAUAUACACGUCAUUUUCUUGGUAAAAUAUUUCCAUAUAUCAAUCAUCAAAAUAAUUUAGUUAUAUUCAAGUAAAGUGUAGGCAACCGUGGCGAAUAGUCAAUGGCGGCGGUGCAUAUAUGACAAAUGACAAUUUCGUGUGAAAUAAACAAAUUUUCUAGAUGGAUGAUUCUUUUUUUGGUUUCGACACAUCAGUACCGUACGAAGAUCAUGGGGCUAGUGGUCAAAUUGCUGAGCCUUCUGAAGAGGAGUAUGAUGCCCUUAACGAUGAAACAUUUGGAUCCGCCACUAAUGGGGAUUGGGAAGAAGCCCAUGAAACUAUGGUGCGGCUUACAGACUGCUCCGUUUCUGCUAGAUCCCACAAAGAAUCUUUAGAUGGUGUGCAACUAAUUAGUGGAAAGAUUGUAACAUCCUCUCAAGCUUCAUCGCCAUCAAAGGCAAAUAUCUCGCGUGGCCGUUAUGUAGAGAAGUUUGCAGAUUCGGAUUUGGAGUUAAAUCUAUCGGCAAUGAAGUUGGACGAUGUCGACUUGAGAUUCGACGAUAACGAAAGUUUAUCUGGAACAACUGGAAUAAAUUUGGAUCCUAGUGUUUGGGCUACAAAUCCUUUUAAAAGUUCGCACAUAGCAUUAGAUGGUAGUGAACAUUUAUCAAUAUUUCAAUCUAGAGAAAGAUGUUCAUUAAUUGGAAUGAAUGAUGUAAAUAACAGUGAAAAAAUUUUUCAACAAACACAAAAUGCAAAUCUUUUUGCGCAACAUAUACAGUUGGAGAAAAAUCAGUGCACAGAUAUAAAAAUGAUUCAAAGAGAAUUGCCUCACCACCUUGGCGGGGCAUUUGGCUUACCCUCAACUCCAAAAUUUUGUACUCUGGAAGAUAUUGAGAGAAAUAUUAUUAUUGAACAAAGUAUACGAAAAAAUCGCGAUAAUUAUUUACAACCCAAAGACCAACGAAAUCAGCAUCAUCAAAAUCAGAAACAGCAAAUUCAACAGCAUAUUAAUGACACUGUUAGACAGUCCUCAAACACAAACACACCUCCACCUCAAUCACAUCAUAUGCAGCAACAUCAAAUAUUACAUCAACAACUAAAUCAGUCAAAACCUCAAGUUCCACAAUUAAAAGGUCCGCCAGGUUUUCCUAAUCAAGGUCACCCAUUGAGACCAAACCCUAAUUUUGCAAAUAAUCUGACACAAAACCCUUUGGGUAAUUUAGUUCACCAACAGCAAACGGGUGGUGGUGGCAAUCGUCUUCCACCAGGAUUUUCUUUAUACUCAGCUGGAUUAAGCCCGCAUAUGCAGCAACAAAACAAUCAUCAGCUUCAUCCACAUCCUAUACUUAACCAGCAUGGAUUACCCCCCAAUUUUCCGAGACCACUGCCAAGCCCGCAUCUGCCAAUCGCUUUAAAUAAUUUUGCAAUGCAUCCCAAUUUUAAUGCAAUGCGUGCUGCUGCAGCUGUUGCUGGUAUCCAUCCGGCUUCUUUGGUACAAACGCCACAAGCCGCUCGUAUAACACCACAUCCUCCUAACUCAGCUGUCUUACUAAAUUCUCAGCAAUCGAAUUCUAUGUAUAAUAUGUUCAAUAUGCGUUUAGUUCAGGAAAUUCAACAAAACCAUCCUCUUUUGCAAAAUAUUGCACGUCAAACACAACAAGUACAACAAAAUAUUGGAUUAAACUCUCCACAAAAUCUUGUACAACAAAGGAUCAAUAUUAGUGGAAUUAAUAAGCCAAUCCAUCAACGGCGUGAUGGAGGAUCUGCAAACGGAAACUUGCCACAUGAAGAGUUUGAUGAAUAUGCGAAUUUAAUGAGUACACGCGACAAACAUUGGCUAAUAGGUAUACAGCUUUCGCAAUUGAACACGGAUACUCCCUACAUUGAUGAUUUUUACUAUACGGUAUACCGUGAAAAAAAAGCUAUCCUUAAUGGCAACCUGCGCCAUAGUCAAGCACAUAAAGACAACCAGUUAAAUCAUCCACUAACGCAACCUAAAGGUCACGCUCAGCUCAUUUUAGUUCAGCUCGGCAAUAAAAAUGGAACGCGGAAUGGUCAACAUCGCGAACGUCGUAAUUCAGAGAGUACCGGGACAGUUGGAAAUAAUAGCGGAAAUUUAGGAAACAUUCAAGAUCAAAAAACACCAUAUGUUUUUAGUCCACUAAAGUUUGAAAACUCGUUAGGUAAGUUACAGUAUGGAAGUGUAACAGCACCGCGUAAAAUAAUUGACGCUGAAAUUAUGGGAAAUGAAAAUGCAGUCAGUGGGGCUGGUGAUGGUAUCCCAAUUACUGGAAGUUGUAGUGGUACCAAUUCAUCCAUCCUUAAGUCAAACAUAACACCUGUAGCUCCUUUAACAAGUGCAAUCGGCGAUUUUACAUCAUCAGCUCAUCGUAAAUCGCGUCAUAUUUUGUUACACAUCGAAACCCUCUACCGUAUUGUUUUGAAAUUGGAGGAUUUAAAUAAUCCUACUGCAAUCGCUACCAUUAUAAUGAAAAAAAAGAAAGAAAGUGAGCGCAUAGCUACUUUAGAGCAGAUAGAAAAUGCUAGCAAAAGUCAAGAAGAGCGAAUAGCCGAAGCAUCUAAUCCAUCAACGGUGAAUUCUGCGUUGAAAAACAAAUUCACAUAUGAGAUUGAAAAGAAAGAAGCACUCGUGACAAAGCUAAUAGCUGGACUUUCACAAGAAGAAGUUGCAGCAAUUAUGAAUGUUCGCAAAGGAAAGACUCUGAUUCGGCGUAUAAUGACAUAUGUGGAAGCUUAUGACAUUCGUUGGACAAUUUGGAUGGGAGUUUUUUCUUCUUUGCAGAAUGUUAUAAAAAAAGAUAAGGAUGAUACUGAUGGCGUUUUAUAUGCACUUUAUCCUGAGUUUAGAAAGCAAGUGCAACAAGCAGACUUUGAAAUGAUUGUCAGAAUUUCAGUCUCUAUACCCCUAAGUGAAAAGAAAUUUAAUGGCAUAUUUUGUAGUAAGUUUGGGAUUUCAUCACUGGUUUGCCUGGUGUUGCAAGCUGAGCAUAUUUAUAUGUCCGGCAAUGAUAGUACCCUUACUGAUGGAAACAAGGGAAAAUGGCGCUAUUUCCUGGAUCAAGUUGCAACGUCUUUAAAUCGAACGAUUCAAAACCACACAGUUUGUGCAGAAAUCGAGUCAGAUUCAAUCCAACCGUUGAUGAAUCAUUUUGCACGUUUUGAGGAUCUAAAACUUGAUUCCCUAUUGGCACUUAUUACUGAGGCCAGACAGCAGAUUAACUAAAAAAGAUAUGGCGUGUAUAAGAAUUUAAAACAUAAACUUAUGAACGAUCGGAAAUGAGAUUGCAAAACCUAAAGUUAAACUAAAUAACUCACAUUCAUAAAAACUGUAACGGUAAACUGAAAAAUUUGUUAGAUAUUUGCAAAUUAUUCAGAAGGGUUUUAUGCAAAAGUAUGCACAUUACUAAAACUUCUUAGACUUUGACCUGUGGACAUGGCAACACUUGAAUGCAUAAUAUUGUUAAAAAUUAAAUUCCCAGGUUAACAACAAAUAUGGUCUUAUCAGAUAAGGCUUUUUUGGGCUGAUACAGCAGAAAAACUAACCGAUUGUGUAGUUUUGGCUAAGUAACUUUAUCUGGUAGAAGCCAAUGUUUUAUUUUUAAUACUGAGGAUCUGCUCUUCUGUUGGUCUUGAAUCCAUUUUUGAAUUAAAAUAGGUAUUUUUAUCUCUGUUUUUUCUUAAUUAAUAAAACCUUGCACUUUUAAUCUUUAACAGAUCUGUCACCAAUAUUGAAAUCAGCGACUUUAUCAAAACAACAUUUUUGUAGAUAUAUUGAAGAGUUUGUCAAUCUUUAGCUGACGAUUUAAAGUUUCAAAAAGAAAUAAUAAGAAUUUUAAAAUAAUUGUCCUUUUUUAUCAUUGACUUUAUGUAUAUUUAUGUUUUUUUUUGGUGUUUUGUAAAUAUUAAAAUAUACAUAAACUUAGUAUUAGGAUCAAAUUUUAUUUAACAAGAGAUGAAUAUAAAUAUUGAUAUCUAUUAUAGAAACAAUUUGUAUGAACUAAAAAAUAAGACGAAGGCAUUCGGCGUAUGCAAUGAAACUGAUUUCUAGUAGUCGUGACAAUUUUUAAUCUUCGUAUCUUCCUUCAUAAUUCAUAUAUACAAACAAGUACAUUCAUAUACAAAAAAUAAAUAGAUAAAUGCUUCGUUUGGUGCUUCUCUUCUCAAAUUGAUUAUAAAUUGUAUCAAUAAAACCAAUUAUGUUACUACAGAAUACUUACAUCUUAAAAUAUAUUUAUUCACAUAUUGACGGACAUUUAAAUACGCGUAAAAUUUAUUUUUCAUUCAUCCAUCAGUCCCUGAUCCCGUUUUAACCGUGUUCGAAUUUUUAAACAAAUGUAAAAAUAAAUAUUUUUCAAUAACAUUUAAGAAUGGGAA
Messenger RNA from Bactrocera oleae (olive fruit fly), 4514 nucleotides. It is a transcript of the gene Patr-1, whose product is annotated as Protein associated with topo II related - 1. Gene Ontology annotation, biological process: P-body assembly; deadenylation-dependent decapping of nuclear-transcribed mRNA. Gene Ontology annotation, molecular function: RNA binding. Lineage: Eukaryota; Metazoa; Arthropoda; Insecta; Diptera; Tephritidae. Gene Ontology annotation, cellular component: P-body. The record is from RefSeq and is a predicted model, not a curated record.